CGCCCGCUCCGCAGCAUGGCCGGCCUGGGGCGGCCGGGCCGGGGCCCCCGCGCCGCGCUGCCCGCCUGGAAACGGGAGAUCUUGGAGCGGAAGCGGGCCAAGCUGGCCGCCUUGGGCGGGGGCGCGGCUCCCGAGCCCGGGGCCGAGGCGGGCGCGGCGGAGACCUCGGAGCCGGCGGCCGAGCGGCUCGUGCUGGCCGAGAGCCUGGGCCCGCUGCGCGAGAACCCGUUCAUGCGGCUCGAAUCGGAGCGGCGGCGCGGGACGCGGCGCGGCGGGGGCGAGGGGCCGGCGGGGGCGCGGCCGGUGCAACACCUGCUGGAGCUGUACCGCCGCGUGCCCGGUGUGCGCACCAUCCACGCCGACAACAUCCUCAUCAUCGAGUCGGCACCGGGCUUCCCGCCCGCCGGCCCCGGCCCGGGCCCCGGCCCGGCCGCCCGCAUCCGCGCCGCUGAGGUGCUCGUGUACGAGGCGCCGCCGCCGCCGCCCGGGCGCGUCAGCCGCCUGCUCCAGAAGUUCGACGCCCCGGCCGCGCCGACCCGCCGCGGGAGCCCGGAACGCGGACGUACCCCGCCGCCGCAGCCACCGCCUGCUCCCGGCCCCGCCGCCCGGCGCGUGGGUGAGGGCGCCGCCUGCUUGGAGCCUGAGCGCCGCGCUACAGGCCCCGGGGCGCGGCGCAGCGACUUCCUGCAGAAGACCGGCAGCAACUCCUUCACCGUCCACCCUCGGGGCCUGCACCGCAGCGCGGGCCCUCGCCCGCUCCGCAACGAGCCUGCAGCCCCCGCGUCCCGAGCCGGCGCUGCCAACGGCCUCGCGGGCUCUGCGCCCGGGCCGGGCGAGUGGAAGCCAAAGGUGGAGUCGGGGGAGGCCCCCGUCCACCCGCCCCCCAGCCCCGGGACCCCCAGUGCCACUCCAGCCGCGUGCCUGGCCUUGCCCACACCCAGCCCCGCCAGUGCCACUCCCAGCCAGCGCCAGUGGGUCUCCGCGGCCACCAGCGCCAAUGCCUCCUUUGAGAUACGGCCGGCCUCCAAGCCAGACAUGGAUGGGAUCCCUGCUGGGGACCUCCAGGCCCGGGCCCUGGCCAGCCUCCGUGUGAACUCCCGAAACUCCUUCGUGUUCAUCCCCAAGCGCAAAGACUCUGGGGCCCCUCCUCCUGAAGGGAGGCAGGCCAGGGGGCUGCCAGAGAGCGAGGUUGGCUGGGCCUCCCAAAGCCUGGAGCUCGAAGCCCAGCUGGUGCCUGGAAGGGAUAGCGUGCCUGCCAGAGCGAGGAGCCCCUUGGGGGUCGAGGAGGGGGCCUCCCCCAGGCCAGCUACUGCCCUCGUGGACAAGGCUGUUCAACAGCAGAGGCUGUCCUCACCAUCCCUGUGUCCGUCAGCUGCUGCCGAAGCUAAGCCUGCCCAGGGCCUCGGGGUUCCCAGCUUGGCCAAGAACGGCAGGGAGCCUGGGAGGCCAGGGUUGCCUGUUACCUUCAUUGAUGAGGUGGACUCAGAGGAUGAGGUCCCCCAAGAAGCCAAAUUGCACUGCUUGGGGGCUGGUGGGCCUCCUUGGUACCACCCGCACCCCACUGGGCCUGGGCACCCGUCAGGGCGCCAGCCCCGAGGUGGCAACACCUUCACUGUGGUGCCCAAGAGAAAACCAGGGCCCCUGCAGAGCAAUGGGGAGCCCGGGCCACAGGAGGCUGAGGAGGAGGCAGGCAGCUUGUCAGAUCCCCCUGCCGCCCUGGGGACCACACUGAAGAAGCGCUAUCCCACCGUGCAUGAGAUUGAGGUGAUUGGUGGCUACCUGACUCUAGAGAAGUCCUGCCUCACCAAGGCUGGCUCCUCGAGAAAGAAGAUGAAGAUCUCCUUUAAUGACAAGCGCCUGCAGACCACGUUUGAGUACCCUCCUGAGAGCUCCCUGGUGCAGGAGGAGGAGGCUGAGGCCCAGGAAGGGGUGGAGGAGGACGAGGAGGAGGAGGAGGAGUCCAGCUCAGAUGGGGUGGUGGAGAAGCCCUUUGCGCUCUUCCUGCCCCGAGCCACUUUUGUGAACAGUGUGGGGCCUGAGAGCCCUCGCCUGCCGGACGGCAGCUCAGGCCUGUCCAGCUACACUCCAAAGCACUCCAUGACCUUCGGUAAAUGGCAGGGGCAGACGCUGGAGCAGGCUCCAAGUGAGGGAGAGCCCGCACCAAAGGAGGUCAUGCUCACCCCUGCCAGUCAGAAUGACUUCUCAGACUUCCGCAGCGAGCCAGCUCUCUAUUUCUGACCGCGGCCCUGCCAGGAUGGCCAAGGCUGAGCCCUGGGAGCCGGGCAGUGCCCAGGAGCCCUGCCCUCAUUCUGCACCCCCCUUCUGCCCUGCCAGGCUCUGCCCUGCCAUAUCCCACCCUCCCUUCCUGGGGCCUCACAGCUGUGCUGGUGCUCAGCCUGAGCCUAGGGCCCUGGGGGCUCCUGCCUCCCCUGGGGCUGAGUCUUGCUCUCCAGCCCUGAUCUGGGGGCACUGCCUGUGGAGGACGGACAGGGUCCUGCUGGACACCAUGCCCGGCAGCUGUCCGAUGUGUGUGAAGGGCCAGCUUGGCUGCCUGUCCUCUGUGGGGCUUUAAGCCAUUCCCAGCCCGCACCCCCCAACAGCAGACCUCAACCCGCCCACCCUCUUUGUGAUGAAAUGGCAAGUCUUGUGUUUGAUGAUGGAUUCAAUAAAUAGCACUGGACAAGG
Messenger RNA from Mirounga angustirostris (Northern elephant seal), 2685 nucleotides. RefSeq names its product taperin (gene TPRN). Gene Ontology annotation, biological process: auditory receptor cell stereocilium organization; stereocilium maintenance; sensory perception of sound. Gene Ontology annotation, cellular component: stereocilium base. NCBI's taxonomy places the organism in Eukaryota, Metazoa, Chordata, Mammalia, Carnivora, Phocidae. The record is from RefSeq and is a predicted model, not a curated record. Gene Ontology annotation, molecular function: phosphatase binding.